GUGCGCAGGCGCGAUCGGGGGCCGGGCCGUGACUCCGGAAUCUCGGCGAGCCCCAGUGCGCCCGUCUUCCCAGCCAUCGCCAUGGCCGCCUACAAGUUGGUGCUGAUCCGGCACGGCGAGAGUGCGUGGAACCUGGAGAACCGCUUCAGCGGCUGGUACGACGCGGACCUGAGCCCGGCCGGGCACGAGGAGGCGAAGCGCGGCGGGCAGGCGUUGCGAGAUGCUGGCUAUGAGUUUGAUAUCUGCUUCACCUCAGUGCAGAAGAGAGCAAUUCGGACUCUCUGGACGGUGUUGGAGGCCAUUGACCAAAUGUGGCUGCCCGUAGUGAGGACUUGGCGCCUCAAUGAGCGGCACUAUGGGGGUCUGACUGGCCUCAAUAAAGCAGAAACUGCUGCCAAGCAUGGCGAGGCCCAGGUAAAGAUCUGGAGGCGCUCCUUUGAUGUCCCACCACCUCCAAUGGAGCCUGACCAUCCCUUCUACAGCAACAUCAGCAAGGACCGCAGGUAUGCUGACCUCACUGAAGAUCAGCUACCCUCCUGUGAGAGUCUGAAGGAUACUAUUGCCAGAGCUCUGCCCUUUUGGAAUGAAGAGAUAGUUCCUCAGAUCAAGGAAGGGAAACGGGUACUCAUUGCCGCCCAUGGCAACAGCCUGAGGGGCAUUGUCAAGCAUCUGGAGGGUCUCUCUGAAGAGGCUAUCAUGGAGCUGAACCUGCCAACUGGUAUUCCCAUUGUCUACGAAUUGGACAAGAACUUGAAGCCCAUCAAGCCCAUGCAGUUUCUGGGGGAUGAAGAGACCGUGCGUAAAGCCAUGGAAGCUGUGGCUGCCCAGGGCAAGGCCAAGAAGUGAGGGAGAGCAGACAGACUACACUCCCCAAGACAUCCUGCCUGCCCACCCCUUUCCUCUGUACCUCUCCCCUGUACAUGCCACACUGACCAUCUGUAGGUAUCUUAAGUUUUAGCUGCAGAUGGAAACUGGUGGUUCCCAAUUUCAUUUUUAGCAUCUUGUCUCUUGCACCCACUCCCUUCAUACAGUGUAGUCAGAAUGGCCCCUCUGGGGCAUGGGUUCUCAAGCCAAGCUCUUAGCCAAGAGUUGAGAGGUAGUAGCUAGGGUUUUUGCUAGUUUUUUGUUUACCAUGGGCCGGCUUAGGUAGGGGACAGGGAGGAACCAUGCUAAGGUAUGAUCAGUGAGAAGCCAGAGGGUCUAUCUGUGCUCCCAGGAGCCAGUCCUGUGCCAUUCUGAGGCCAGGUGACUGUGGGGGUCUAGGCAUUGCCAGUGGAAGAUGAAUGUAACCUGCAUGGUGAUUAAAAUAAACAUUUCCUCCCUGAGGAGCUGGCACCAGAUGAGGAAAAAGCCCGAAUGUUGUGUGCAUUUACUUUUACAAAAAAAAAAAAAAAAAUUAACUAUAUAUAUUACAAAAAUACAAAACAAAACUCUCCUGGGGUGUUCUAGUGGUGGGUGAAAUAUUCCCAUGUGUGGUCAUUAGAAAAUAAGCCAUUCCUUAUACUAACAUGGGAUAAGCUCCUUGACCUGCAAGGAGUUCAUCCUGCUGUGUGUUUUAGAAUCCCCUUACUGUCUGUGGCAGUGAAAUGCCUUUUGAUCAUGUCCAAGUGUGUCGUUGUAUCUCAUUUCUGAAUCAUGUUCCAGUUGCUUGGUCCUCAUUUUGAGCAUAACUGUACUAAAUUUUUUUUUCCAGACCAGUAUAAUAAAGGAGUGAUGUGCAAUAUUUUUUCUGUGACAUGCAAUCUCUGUCUGA
Molecule: messenger RNA, 1753 nt
Organism: Talpa occidentalis (Iberian mole)
Lineage: Eukaryota; Metazoa; Chordata; Mammalia; Eulipotyphla; Talpidae
Gene: PGAM1
Product: phosphoglycerate mutase 1
Exons: 4
Coding region: 82-846 (254 amino acids)
Biological process (GO): glycolytic process
Molecular function (GO): intramolecular phosphotransferase activity
Source: RefSeq, a predicted model, not a curated record